GUGAAGCAAGGAGAGGACUUCAUGGGGCGCCCAGACCUGCACAGCUCCCAGUACAUUUCAAAUGGGCAGAGCAUGGCCUUCAGCCCCGACUCCGGGGAGGUGUGGAAAGCUCGCAGGAAGCUGGCCCAGAACGCCCUCAAGACCUUCUCCAUUGCCCCCAGCCCCACCUCCUCCUCCACCUGCCUGCUGGAGGAGCAUGUCUCCAACGAGGGAACCAAGUUCUUGCAGUUGAUGGAGGAGGAGAAGAGGUUUGACCUUAACCAGUACCUGGUGGUGUCCGUGGCCAACGUUAUCUGCGCUAUGUGCUUUGGCAAGCGCUACGAGCACAAUGACCAGGAGCUGCUCAGCUUGGUGAACCUUGGCAAUGAAUUUGGGGAUGUGGCUGCUUCUGGCAACCCUGCUGACUUCAUCCCCCUGCUCCGCUACCUUCCCAGCCGCACCAUGGAGCUCUUUAAGGACAUCAACAGGCGUUUCAAUGCCUUUGUGCAAAGAAUUGUCCAGGAGCAUUACACCAGCUUUGAUAAGGAGCACAUCCGGGACAUCACAGACUCGCUGAUUGAGCACUGCCAGGAGAAGAGUGUAGGGGAGGAUACCCGUGUCCAGCUCUCCAAUGAGAAGAUCAUUAACAUUGUCUAUGACCUCUUUGGGGCAGGCUUUGACACUGUGGCAACUGCCUUAUCCUGGAGCCUCAUGUAUGCUGCCUUGUACCCUGACAUCCAGAAGAAGAUCCAGGAAGAACUAGGUGAGUCCAUAAACCUCCAUCCUCUGAGGAUAAUACCCU
Molecule: messenger RNA, 781 nt
Organism: Acanthisitta chloris (rifleman)
Lineage: Eukaryota; Metazoa; Chordata; Aves; Passeriformes; Acanthisittidae
Product: cytochrome P450 1A4-like
Biological process (GO): hormone biosynthetic process; progesterone metabolic process
Molecular function (GO): steroid 17-alpha-monooxygenase activity; heme binding; oxidoreductase activity, acting on paired donors, with incorporation or reduction of molecular oxygen, reduced flavin or flavoprotein as one donor, and incorporation of one atom of oxygen
Source: RefSeq, a predicted model, not a curated record